Messenger RNA from Fraxinus pennsylvanica, 1143 nucleotides. The record is from the annotation of a GenBank genome assembly. Lineage: Eukaryota; Viridiplantae; Streptophyta; Magnoliopsida; Lamiales; Oleaceae.
AUGGAUCCCAGUAUUAGGGAAUUCAUUUCAGUCAGUGUGUUUGAUGCCUCCAUGAGACUGUUUUCCGACAUUUACAGCUGUCUGCGGCGGCGAGUGAGGGCCAAAAACGGAGAAGACGCCGUGGACGACGGCACUGAAGAAUCUUCCAACUUGUUUUUCCAUCUCCAGAAUCUGCAAAUUGCCACCAAUUUCUUCUCCGAAAUGAACCGGCUGGGUCACGGUGGCUUUGGGCCCGUCUACAAGGGAUUGAUGCCAAAUGGUCAAGAAGUAGCUGUGAAGAAGCUGUCCUUGAAUUCUACACAAGGGCUGAAAGAAUUCACGAAUGAGAUGCUUGUUUAUGAGUAUUUGCCUAACAAGAGUCUCGACUACUUCCUUUUUGAUAAAAAGAAGUCCCAGCUUCUGGAUUGGAAGAAACGAUACAAAAUAAUUAAUGGUAUUGCAAGAGGCCUUCUCUAUCUGCAUGAAGGAGCGCCUGAAAGGAUAAUUCAUAGAGACAUUAAAGCUAGUAAUAUACUACUAGAUGAGCAGCUGAAUCCAAAAAUCUCGGAUUUUGGUAUCGCGAGGUUAUUUCCCGGGGACGACACACAUUUAAACACGUUAAAGAUUUCCGGCACUCUUGGUUAUAUGGCUCCUGAGUAUGCAAUUCGUGGAUAUUUGUCUGUGAAGACAGAUGUCUUUAGUUUCGGCAUUUUGGUCUUGGAAAUUGUCAGUGGAAGAAAAAAUCGUGACGGGUUGCUUGAUGCUGAAAAGGCCGACCUCUUAAAUUAUACAUGGACACUUUUCAAGGCGGGGAAGUUAGAGGAACUAUUUAUAGGAAGCCUCGAUAAGUACAAUCCCGACGAAGCUGCAAUGUGCAUUCAAUUAGGAUUGUUAUGCUGUCAAGCUAGUAUUGCAGAUAGGCCAGAUAUGAACUCUGUUCAUCUCAUGCUAUCAAGCGAUUCGUUCACUUUGCCUAGACCUGGGAAGCCUGGGAUCUAUGGCUGUGUAAGCAGGUACACUACUACGACAUCUGCCCCUUGUACUAACACUACGAACGGUAGCACCAACCAAACUGGCAUUACUAAGGCCUCCAUAGGUAGUAGUUUUGUUGAGGAUUACUCUAGAAAUUCGAUCUCUCAUUCAUCAAUGGAGGAAGGUAGAUGA